AUGUCAUUUUGCUACGACAUACGUCAUACUCCGGCGGCCACUAAGCCACCCGGAGCCACCACCUCCUACCCCGCUGAGGUGGGCGGCGCGAACACUAAAAGCCCUUUGAUGAAGCUGUCAAUAGUCCAAAAUCGUAUGGACUCUCUCCAGAAAUUCCUCUUAGAUUCAGUCAACAGCAACACUUUGUUAGACCAAGCACAAAUGAACAUGGUUUCGUCUGAGAUCGCAUCUGCUAUCCAACAGACUAUUCUUAAUGGUGCGGCCCUUUUGUCCAACUCCCCAGCUUUUCCCGUAUAUCCAAUUCCGAAAGAAAAUGAUAAUUUGAAAUCUGGGGUUUUAUCAGAAACCCCGGAUCCGGAGCCGGAGCCGGGAAAAUUUGUUGCAACGGGUAAAGAUUUAGCGGCUACCAAGAUUGAGAUUCAUAUCGACGAUGAUUCUGAUGAUUUUGAGAUAAUAGAGCUCGAUGCUGUAGAGCUCUUGGCGGAACAUGUCCAUUUUUGUGAGAUUUGUGGUAAAGGAUUCAAGCGCGACGCGAAUCUGAGGAUGCAUAUGAGAGCGCACGGGAAUCAGUUCAAGACCGUUGAAGCUUUGGCGAAGCCCGAAAAGGCUGUUGCUUUGACUAGCCGGAGGACAAGGUUUUCUUGCCCUUUUGCUGGAUGUAAUAGGAACAAGCAGCACAAGAAGUUUAGGCCCCUGAAAAGUGCGACUUGUGUGAAGAACCACUUCAAGAGAAGCCAUUGCCCGAAGAUGUAUUCGUGUACCAGGUGUAACAAGAAGAGUUUUUCGGUUGUAUCGGAUUUGAAGAGCCAUUUGAAGCAUUGUGGGGAGAUUAAGUGGAAGUGCACUUGCGGUACAAGCUUUUCACGCAAGGACAAGUUGUUUGGGCACAUGGCAUUGUUCGAGGGGCACAUGCCGGCUGUGUUAGAUGAAGGGGACGAAGGAAAGGAGAAAGGUGUGGCAGCCAUGGUAGAGGACGAGGAGGACGAGGAGAUUAAUGUGAAGAAUGUUGAGAUGGCAAUGAAUGGUGGAUCCAAUAACAUCAAUAAUAUUUUUGAUGGAAUUCUUGAUGGUUUUGAUUCAAUUGAUAAUUAUUGGUUCCAAGAUGUGUUGAAUUCUCCUAAAGCUAUCAACAAUUUGGGUUCUGGAAUGGAUGGUUUCUUUAGCUUCUGA
Messenger RNA from Fraxinus pennsylvanica, 1170 nucleotides. The record is from the annotation of a GenBank genome assembly. NCBI's taxonomy places the organism in Eukaryota, Viridiplantae, Streptophyta, Magnoliopsida, Lamiales, Oleaceae.